Macrosteles quadrilineatus (aster leafhopper) is the source of this 1186-nucleotide messenger RNA. RefSeq names its product 1-acyl-sn-glycerol-3-phosphate acyltransferase alpha-like. Gene Ontology annotation, cellular component: endoplasmic reticulum; membrane. Bases 40 to 906 code for a protein of 288 amino acids. The transcript is spliced from 6 exons. The record is from RefSeq and is a predicted model, not a curated record. Lineage: Eukaryota; Metazoa; Arthropoda; Insecta; Hemiptera; Cicadellidae. Gene Ontology annotation, molecular function: 1-acylglycerol-3-phosphate O-acyltransferase activity. Gene Ontology annotation, biological process: phosphatidic acid biosynthetic process.
UCACACUUGUGCUACGACCGAGCUCAGCUGCACAAUAAGAUGGAGUUAAAUGAUUUUGUCAUGUUUGGCCAUGGUCUUGCCUCCUGGUACCUCAAGAUAUUAAUGGUUAUAAUCUUCAUCAACAUCUUUGUCUCUCUUCUCCGUAGCCCUCAUCUUCGCUACUAUGGCUGCUACUUCUGCUAUGUCCUAACUACAUCGGUAGUCGCAUUUGCCUACAUCCCUAUAUUAAUAUUGAGAUUUCAUGACCCAGGGAACGUUUUACUAGCAACACCUCCGAUUGUGAUGCUGACCAAACUGCUGGGUAUAGAGUGGGAGUUACGAGGCGCCAAGAACUUCAUCCACGAUGAAGCAGCUGUUGUCACAGUCAAUCAUCAGUCCAUGUUCGACAUCAUGGGUCUUCUCGCAAUUGGUCCUGCGAUGCAAAGAGCUUGGGCUGUAGCGAGGAAAGAAAUAUUCUACUACUGGCCUUUUGGUCUGUCAAUUUGGCUGUCUGGUAUUAUCUUCAUAGACAGAAACAAUGGCAGAGAAUCAAACAAGAAACUCAUGUCUGCCAUAGAUAAAGUAAAAGACCAAAAGAUCAAGUUGGUCAUGUUCCCUGAAGGAACAAGGAACAAAAAGGGAGGAGGAUUGCUACCUUUCAAAAAAGGAGCUUUCAGGAUGGCUAUUCAAGGUCAGAUACCGAUCACACCGAUUGUUUUGUCUCCAUAUUACUUCAUCAAUUCAGAAAAAAGGAUGUUCCAUAGAGGUAAAAUUAUUAUGUCAACUCUGCCUCCAAUUUCCACAAAAGGGAAAACAAUGGCAGAUUUAGACAUGCUCAUGGAAAAAACACGUGCCAUAAUGGAAGAGGAAUUCUUCAAGUUAAAAAUAGAAAUUGAAGAGACAUAUGGCUUAAUUAAAAAAUCUUGAAAUUAUGUUUUAGCACCAUUUUUGUAAAAUAUCAUCACUUUUGAUUAUUUUCAUCUGAUUGUAAAUUAUUUAGGUUUAGGAUAUGAAAAGUGAUAAUCAUUGUUAUAAAUAGUAUUUUUAAGAAGUUUAUUAGUGAAGGUAGACUUUUUACGUGAUUUAAUUAAAUGUAGAUAGCUUUUGUUUAAAUUAGACAAAAUAAUAUGUGUAACAAACAGCUUUUCAGUAUGUGUAAAUAUUUUUGUUCUUUUCUAUUAAAUGUUCAAAAUUAAAAAAAAAGAAA